This is a messenger RNA of Hermetia illucens (black soldier fly), 4263 nucleotides long. It is a transcript of the gene Uba1, whose product is annotated as ubiquitin-like modifier-activating enzyme 1. Bases 572 to 4024 code for a protein of 1150 amino acids. The transcript is spliced from 8 exons. The record is from RefSeq and is a predicted model, not a curated record. Gene Ontology annotation, cellular component: SUMO activating enzyme complex; cytoplasm. Lineage: Eukaryota; Metazoa; Arthropoda; Insecta; Diptera; Stratiomyidae. Gene Ontology annotation, biological process: protein sumoylation. Gene Ontology annotation, molecular function: SUMO activating enzyme activity.
CUCGAAAUCUGUCCAAUAAUUUUUCGCAGCUCGUUCGUUUGUCUCGUGUUUGUGCAGUGCGAGUUGAUUUUCAACGACGUUAGGAUAAAUUUGAUGUUUGUGUAAAUUGGAAUAAAAUUCUCGAUUGAUUGGAACGAGGAGGAAAGGCAGGUUUGUGCGGAAAUUUGAAAUUGCGACGAUUGUGCCCAGGUAGAGCGAGGCAGCGCAGCCAGGACUUGAGCGAGAGCCGACAUCGUCGCAGGGCCAGUUUCGGGCUGUUUUUUGUGUGCCGCUCGUUGCGAAGACGGCGAAAGGUGGCUAAGCCGUGCGCCAGAAGGAGCCAGACGCAGCACCGCGAACGCGGCUUCGAAUGAGCGAUCGGAAGGAAUUCAUUUCGUGGAACGCCGCCGUCGUGGUCGUGGCCGCCGCGUAGUUGAAUUUUGCCGAGGACGCCCCGUAUCAGCGCCGACUGGAAGGUUCGUGCCGUUUAUUUCGCUGGGAGAGGUGCUUAGAUCGUCGCGGAAUUGAAGGGCAUUGCGUGAAGUAGACAUAUUGCAGACGCGAAAAAUUCCGUUGGUUUUUUGUGCCCCCGAUGUCUAGUGCUGAAAUCAUUGACCAGUCCGUUGAGCCGCCAGCCUCUAAGAAGCGGAAGCUGACUUCGACGACGUCGCCGCAGGGAGCCGGAGCCGCCGACAAGGAUCAAACGCACGCUCAAGAGCCCCAACCUCAAAAACGCUGUCAGUGCCAUCCGCCGCAGGGAGAAGCCUCCACUUCGGCCCCAGGAGCCGCCGCAACACCACCAACAAGCGCCCCCAACUCGUCCAAUUCGAACGCGAGCGCGGACUCGACGAUACAGCUGUCCUCGUCUAGCGUGUGUCCGUCGUGCUCGCAGCCAGAGUCGUCUUCGCCGGCUCGUGCAAAAGGGGGAGCCGUUGCCGACAGUGUUGCCAAUCGCCCGAGAACGUCAGGUCUCAGUUCGUCUUCGUCGUCAGCCGCCGCGUCAGAAACAAUAACAAUGGCCGCCACCGCGAACAAUAGUUCUGGAGCAAACUCUGCCGCGGAAAUUGAUGAAGCACUUUAUUCGCGCCAACUCUACGUCCUCGGCCACGAUGCUAUGCGUCGUAUGGCCACCUCGGACGUGCUGGUUUCCGGACUAGGAGGACUCGGCGUCGAGGUAGCGAAAAAUAUCAUCCUAGGAGGUGUCAAGUCCAUCACUUUGCAUGACAAAGCGGUUUGCACGAUCCGAGAUCUCGCUUCUCAAUUUUAUCUCACUAAGGCUGAUGUUGGGAAGAAUCGUGCCGAGGCAUCAUGUUCUCAACUAUCCGAGCUCAACAGCUACGUCCGCACGACUGCGUAUACUGGCGAUUUGACGGAAGAUUUCUUAAAGAAAUUCCGCGUAAUUGUCCUGACUGCAUCACCAUUAGCUGAACAGAGACGAAUUGCCAAAUUCGCACACGAAAAUGGAAUAGCCGUGAUUUUAGCAGAAACUCGUGGCGUCUUUGCAAAAGUAUUCUGCGAUUUUGGAGAGAAUUUCACCAUCUACGAUGCAAAUGGUGCCCAACCAAUAACAACUAUGAUUGCUGGCAUCACUCAAGAAGCAGAAAGUAUUGUAACCUGUCUUGAUGAAACCCGUCAUGGAUUUGAAGAUGGCGAUUAUGUUACAUUUGCUGAGGUGCAAGGAAUGACCGAAUUAAACGGAUGUGAUCCUAUUAAGAUCAAAGUACUUGGACCUUAUACGUUCAGUAUUGGUGACACCACCAAUUUCAGUGAAUACAUCCGUGGUGGUAUUGUCACUCAGGUGAAAAUGCCUAAAACUCUAAAUUUCAAGUCUUAUGAAGAAGCUGAUAAAGACCCUUCGUUCCUGAUGUCAGAUUUUGCCAAAUUUGAUUAUCCUUCAAGUCUGCAUUCUGCGUACACAGCCCUUCAUCAGUUUAUUGAAGCGGAAGGCCGUGAACCAAAACCUUGGAAUGAGGAGGAUGCGAAUAAACUGUUGGAGCUCACGAAGGCACUGAAUGCGGAUAUCAACGAAGGUGUUGUCAAGACAUUUGCUAAGACCUGCUGUGGAAAUUUAUGCCCGAUCGAUGCGAGCAUUGGUGGCAUAGUUGCUCAAGAAGUUCUUAAGGCCUGUAGUGGAAAAUUCACUCCUAUUCACCAAUUCCUUUAUUACGACGCAGUAGAAUGCUUACCGGAAAAUGUUGCCGAAGAAGAUUGCCAGCCAAUUGGCAGCCGAUACGAUGCUCAAAUUGCUAUUUUUGGCAAACAAUUCCAGGAAAAGCUCGGAAACUUAAGAUAUUUCAUAGUGGGUGCCGGCGCAAUUGGCUGUGAACUACUUAAAAAUUUCGCUAUGAUUGGAAUCGGCGCUGGAAAUGGAGAAAUCAUCAUUACAGAUAUGGAUCUUAUUGAAAAAUCGAAUCUCAAUCGUCAAUUCUUAUUCCGGCCCCAUGAUGUGCAAAAACCGAAGGCGGUAACUGCAGCAGCAGCUGUUAAACGUAUGAAUGAAGAAGUUAACGUAACUGCAUACGAACUUCGUGUUGGAGUUGAAACGGAAAAAGUUUUCUCCGAAGAAUUCUUCGGUAAAUUGGAUGGAGUUGCAAAUGCUUUGGAUAAUGUCGACGCUCGUAUCUAUAUGGAUCGUAAAUGUGUGUUCAAUCGGAUACCACUUGUCGAUUCUGGCACUUUGGGAACAAUGGGCAAUGUACAAGUUAUUAUUCCAUUCUUGACGGAAAGCUACAGUUCAUCACAGGAUCCACCAGAGAAAAGCAUUCCAAUUUGUACAUUGAAAAAUUUCCCGAAUGCCAUCGAGCAUACACUGCAAUGGGCACGCGAUGUAUUUGAAGGUGUUUUCGUUCAACACGCCGAGAACGCUUCGCAAUAUAUUUCGGAUCCUACAUUCAUAGAGAGAAUUCUUAAACUGCCAGGUGUACAACCAUUGGAAAUAUUGGAGUCUGUUAAGACUGCUCUUAUUGAUGACAAACCAAAAGAUAUCACUGAUUGCGUAAAAUGGGCACGUAACCAUUGGGAAGAUCAAUAUUCCAAUCAAAUUAAACAAUUGCUAUACAACUUCCCACCGGAUCAGUUGACUUCAAGUGGACAACCGUUCUGGUCGGGCCCGAAGAGAUGCCCGGAACCAUUAGUAUACAAUGUGAACGAUCCACUGCAUUUAGACUAUGUAUACGCGGCAGCAAACCUUAAAGCUGAAGUUUAUGGAAUUCCACAGGUGCGAGAUCGGCAGAAGGUCGCUGAGAUAGUUUCAAACAUAAAGGUUCCAAUGUUCAUACCCAAAUCAGGUGUUAAAAUCGAAGUAACUGAAGGCAGUACCAACAACACAUUUGAUCAUUCGAACGAGGAAAUUGAUCAAGAUCGCGUCAACAAGAUCCUAACUGAACUUGCUUCGUUGGGUAAACUCGAUGUUCGGAUUAAACCAUUGGAGUUCGAAAAGGAUGACGAUACCAACUUGCACAUGGACUUCAUUGUGGCUUCGUCAAACCUUCGUGCUGCCAACUACAAGAUUCCACCAGCCGAUCGACAUAAGUCCAAGCUCAUUGCUGGCAAAAUUAUUCCAGCUAUUGCUACUGCUACAUCUGUAGUAUCUGGUUUCGCCGUUUUGGAAAUAAUGAAAUUAUCGCAAGGCUUCAAGACAUUAGAUCGCUAUAAGAAUGGCUUUUUAAAUUUAGCUCUACCAUUCAUGGCCUUCUCGGAACCGCUUCAAGCAGAUAAACAAACAUUCUAUGGAAAAGAAUGGACCCUAUGGGAUCGCUUCGAAGUUCAAGGCGAAAUGACGCUCUGUGAAUUCCUCGAUUACUUCAAAAACGAGCAUAAUUUGAAGAUUACAAUGCUGUCUCAGGGGGUUGUAAUGCUCUAUUCAUUCUUCAUGUCGAAGGCAAAGUGUGCCGAGCGAUUACCGCUGACAAUGACUGAGGUAGUACGACGAGUUUCAAAGAAACCAAUUGAAUCGCACGAACGAUCGCUUGUGUUCGAAAUAUGCUGCAAUGAUGAAGAUGGGAACGACAUAGAGGUCCCUUACGUCAGAUAUACUUUGCCCUAAGGAGAAAAACUUUUUCUUUUGAGUGUUUAAUUAUUAUAUUAUUUUCUCUCUCGAUUGAAAUAAAAGAAGUACUAAAAACGAAAAUAAAAUAUAUAUAUUUAUAAAUAAAAGAUAGAAUAAAAAUUUGUGACAAUGAAUUGAAAAACACAAAUAUGGAUAUCAUUUUAAAGAAAACGAAAACGUAUGCAGUACCAGAAACAGUAGAAACGAAUAAACAUUUUUAUUGGUUUUCGCUUUAA